AUGGCCGGGAGGAAGGCGCGUAAGAACGUGCAACCAAGCCCCGCGCGCACUGAGCUGGAAGAGGAGUGUGCUGCUCAGCUCAGGAGACUGGGAGACAAACUGAAUUUCCGGCAGAAACUUCUGAAUCUGAUAACCAAAUUCUUCUGCUCAGGAACCUGA
Nycticebus coucang (slow loris) is the source of this 159-nucleotide messenger RNA. Its product is annotated as phorbol-12-myristate-13-acetate-induced protein 1-like. Gene Ontology annotation, biological process: release of cytochrome c from mitochondria; apoptotic process; DNA damage response. Lineage: Eukaryota; Metazoa; Chordata; Mammalia; Primates; Lorisidae. The transcript has a single exon. Gene Ontology annotation, cellular component: mitochondrion. Bases 1 to 159 code for a protein of 52 amino acids. The record is from RefSeq and is a predicted model, not a curated record.